Molecule: messenger RNA, 920 nt
Organism: Phodopus roborovskii (desert hamster)
Lineage: Eukaryota; Metazoa; Chordata; Mammalia; Rodentia; Cricetidae
Gene: Mettl21c
Product: methyltransferase 21C, AARS1 lysine
Exons: 5
Coding region: 113-859 (248 amino acids)
Biological process (GO): peptidyl-lysine methylation
Cellular component (GO): cytoplasm; cytosol
Molecular function (GO): protein-lysine N-methyltransferase activity
Source: RefSeq, a predicted model, not a curated record
UGGCUGGCUUUUGGUCACAAAGAGCUCAUCAUUUCAAGUGCAGUCCUAUAUACAAAACACUGGAGACUGGAGGCCACACAAACUGAGAUCUCUAUUCCCUAAGAUUCUGGCUAUGGACCAAUGUCUCCGCAUAGCACAACAGCCCCUGUGUCCAGGGACCCCACAAGAGGAUGGUUUUGCAGGACCCUCAGCAGAGUCUGACAGGAUAGAGUCAUCUCUUCAUAGUAUCCAGAAAUUUGUUCCUAUAGACUAUGCCAGCUACACACAAGAGCAUUAUCAGUUUGCAGGCAAGAAGAUCAUCAUCCAAGAAUCCAUUGAGAACUAUGGCACGGUGGUGUGGCCAGGGGCUACAGCUUUGUGCCAAUACUUGGAAGACCAUGCAGAAGAAUUAAGCCUCCAAGGUGCUAAAAUACUUGAAAUUGGUGCUGGACCAGGCCUGGUUUCCAUUGUGUCCAGUCUUUUAGGAGCUCAAGUCACUGCAACAGAUCUGCCUGAUGUUCUAGGAAAUCUUCAAUACAAUCUUUUAAAAAACACACUGGCAUGCACAGCUUAUCUACCUGAAGUGAAAGAACUGGUAUGGGGGGAAGAUCUGGACCAGAAAUUCCCCAAGUCAAACUUUUAUUACGAUUAUGUCCUGGCCUCUGAUGUGGUCUAUCACCACUACUAUCUGGAUAAGCUACUUGCUACUAUGGUAUACCUUUCCCAGCCAGGCACUGUGAUGCUUUGGGCAAACAAAUUCAGAUUCAGCACUGAUUAUGACUUUUUAGAUAAAUUCAAGCAAGUUUUUGAUACCACUCUUGUGGCUGAACAUUCAGAGUCAUCAGUGAAACUUUUUAAAGGGAUACUAAAAUGUGACUGAUAUUUAAAGAGCCUUUCAAAGUAUCAUUGUCUUCUUGUGAGCUAUCAGAAGGUACACCAUA